This is a messenger RNA of Hippocampus comes (tiger tail seahorse), 3727 nucleotides long. It is a transcript of the gene slc39a13, whose product is annotated as solute carrier family 39 member 13. NCBI's taxonomy places the organism in Eukaryota, Metazoa, Chordata, Actinopteri, Syngnathiformes, Syngnathidae. Gene Ontology annotation, cellular component: membrane. Gene Ontology annotation, molecular function: zinc ion transmembrane transporter activity. The record is from RefSeq and is a predicted model, not a curated record. Gene Ontology annotation, biological process: intracellular zinc ion homeostasis; zinc ion transmembrane transport. The transcript is spliced from 10 exons. The coding region runs from base 336 to 1484 and encodes 382 amino acids.
CUACGCAUGUAGUCCGAAAGCAAGUCGGUCCCGAAGUGUUUCGUUUCUGUGGGGCGUGAUUAUCCACUUCUCCUACUUCCUUUCUCAUGUGCCAGUUUUUCCUCUCCAGCUACCUCAUACGUGGCUGCUGGAGGAAAGGGGGAGAAAAAAAGCUGUGCUCCUAGAAGGCAGCUGCGGCCGGACCUUUCCUGCCUUCGGCUGCCGGUGGGGAUCCUGUCUGGCGUACGGGGCAAGGCAGCGUGCAGUAAAAUUGGCCUGGAUGGCAGGGAUACUCUGGUGCAAAGACUGCUUAAACCAUAAGGUAUUAAUUACCAGUUACAUGGGUUCUUUGGCCCAUGGGACAGAUGAAAGUUGAACGCGGUCGGAGGCCCACCUGGGCUGUAUCUGCUCUGUUAAUCUUAGUCACUCUGCUGAUGCUGCCCUCUGAGGUGGCAUCAGGCCAGAAAAUUACUCAAACAACCAUGGCUCACGCAACAGCUACGGCUGCAAGAUCAGGUCCUAACUUCACUGAUGACCUUCAAGGCCUCCAGGCCCUAGCAGACUUCCUAGCUAGUGAGCAUGCUCAUAUUUGGGUCUUGUCCCUUGUGGGCUCAGUUGUUGUAGGCCUGAGUGGAAUUUUCCCCUUGCUCGUCAUCCCAAUCGAAGCUGGAGCAGCCCUGAAAACCGAAGCUGGACACCAAAAGCUAAAGAGGCUUUUGAGCUUCGCUAUCGGUGGGCUUCUUGGUGAUGUAUUCCUUCACCUCCUCCCUGAAGCAUGGGCGCUCUCUGGUUCUUCAGCCACCAGAGAAAAACACUACAUGACACAGGGCUUGUGGGUAAUCACUGGCCUCCUGGCAUUCCUUCUCCUAGAGAAGAUGUUCUCAGACCAAGAUGGACACAAAGAUCCGCCAUCACAUUCAGACCUGAAUUUUAACUCGACUUCAAGUUCAGCUUGCAGUGGAAAGGCUGCUGUGUUACAUGGAAAUGGGUCUCAGCCUGAAUCACAGAAAUAUUCCAAGCAUCAGAGUCUGCAGGGAACAUAUGAGAAAGUCAAGACAAGUGGCUACCUGAACCUCCUGGCCAACUGCAUUGACAACUUUACACAUGGACUGGCUGUCGCAGGGAGCUUCCUUGUAAGCAAAAAGGUUGGCUUUCUUACCACCUUUGCCAUCUUGCUCCAUGAAAUCCCACACGAGGUGGGUGACUUUGCCAUUUUGCUCCGAGCCGGCUUCGACCGAUGGAGUGCUGCCCGUCUGCAGCUGUCCACCGCGCUGGUUGGCGUCCUGGGGGCUUGCUUUGCUUUAUGUUCUCAGUCACCAAAAGGCACAGAAAAUGCUACUUCCUGGAUCCUUCCGUUCACCUCUGGAGGCUUCCUCUACAUAGCCUUGGUGAAUGUAGUUCCUGACCUGCUGGAAGAAUCCAGUUUGAGGCACUCCCUACUGCAGACCCUACUCAUUUUCUGCGGUGUGGCCGUCAUGGCUUUCCUGUCAACCAUCUCUGUUUGAAAAUUGAGGGUUUCUCUUCUUGCUAUUGUGCCAAACAGAAAGACAACAUCCAAAAACAAGGAAGACAUUUUCACUACUUGCUAUAUCGGAAAACGGUUCUUCAUGAACUCUUAAAAUCCAUCUUGGUAGCCAGAUUACACCACCCGGGUAUUGUCGUGCGUCAUGGUAUGCCUCAACAAAUUGCACUUUAUGAAUCAAUGGCAAAAUCAAUCUUGAGACAUUUUUAUUUGACCUUGGACAUUGUGCCAGCUCUAAAUAUCAAGGGAAAGAUGAUGAUUUGUAUGGAUUUCUGUUACCAAGUUGUCUUAAAAUUGACAUCUAUGUUUGCACAUCGGGUUAAGGUGCUACAUGCAAUCCAAUCUCGUAGAGUUUGCCUAUUUUUAAAAUGUAUUUAUCCUAGGAAAAAGGUGUGUUGCUCCUUCAUAUUUAUUUAAAAAAAAAAAAAGAAAAAAAAAACAAGAGAGAGAAACGCAGCAUACGGAAUGUCAGUGCACCACUGCACUGGCAACAUUGUUCUGAGUGUCAACACUAAUGUCACCCAAGUAUAUUUUUAUCUGUCCACAUGCCUUCAUCAUCUCAUAACACUAAAACUAUAAUUGCACCUUUUGAGCAUGAUUAUCAGCCUCCCGAAUAGCCUAUUUAUCAACCAUACAGGAAUAUUUCAUUUUUUGGUGUUUGUUUCUUCACACAGUUAUGGGGUUGCGGGAGUUUGAAUCCAACCUCCUCCCACAUUCCCCCCAAAAAUGCUUUAGGUUCAAUGAAGACCCCAAAUUGCCCUUAGGUGCAAAUGUUGCUUUUUUUAAAUGUGCCCGGAGAUUGUCUGCUCGUUCUAUCACGAAUUUCAACCAAAGAUCACCCAUGAACCGGAUUAGGAGAAGUGGUUCAGAAAUGGAUGAAUGGAACAUUCCUCGCUCCAAACAACCCACCCGACAUGAGGAAGUGAACUGUUAAUUUCUCUGAUCUAUGCCAAGAUCGGUCACUGCUAGUCUACCUGUACCGUCUCAUGAUAUGUUGACAAAAUACCACACUGGCAAUCACAGCUUGAAGACAAUUCGGAUAUGCGCCUGUUAAACAGGCUGAGUUACAUUACGUCACGCAAAAGUGAAGAACCCGAUACCAAGUUUCACCCUUAAAUCCUGUACACCGUGUGUCAAUGCUGCUGAGAUCCUACGUGUGAUAACGGGAAAUAGAAAUGAAGGGACGUGACAUAGACAUGGUAUUUCCACUCCGGUUCCUUUUCUGCAGCUUGUUUGGCAAGCGUGUGUUGCCAUCACGACUCCGCCGCAGGUUGUCUACUUUAGUCAUCGGCCGAUGAGGUGCGCAUUGUCUGUGGGAAGCUUUUCAGUUACGGAACACGAGGACAACAAACACUCAAGGUUUGAAUGGAAUGCGGUGUCAAAUUUACAUAAAAUCUAGAAGCGGCGAUAAACAAUGACAAGCUGCUCUGUUCCCAUCAUACACUCCUCAAAUAUUUUGUCACCAAUUGAUGCCGGAAUAUUUUGUUACUACCUUAUCUGUACUAUAGUACGUGAUUGUCCCAAACCUUUGUUUUGCAUUUGUUUUAACUGAGAGUUAUUUAAGAAAUGGCUGUGUAAGAUUGCUGACGCUAGUUCCAAUUGGUUUUAUUUAUGAAACUUUGUGGUAACUAUUUUUUUUAUUCACUCUUUGGAAGUAGCCCAACUGAAAAGUUCACAGUUGCAAACAAAUGGCCAUAUUCUAUUUCGGUGUUUUCUGGCAGGUCAAAUGAAGGUUGGAUCCAUAAAUGUUUGUGUACAGUAUCGUCUUGUGCCUUUAUCAACCACUGCAAUUUAUUUGGAAUAAAGCGGGAUGCCCUGGAAGUUUUCCAACUAUAUGGCAUUUACCAGCAACAAUGACAGCUAUUUUAUAUCAAUUUCAUGCUCUUAAGUGCCUCCAUUCUCAGGGGUUGUAAAAGUAUAUGCAUUCUAAAGAGAGCUAUUUUUAAUACUUCGGUGAAAAUCAAUUCUGUGGCCAAUGGUCCGAACCAAAGUCUGAUUUGCAUCCCUUGUGAGGUUUUGCCAGUUUUUUUUUUUUUUAAUAUAUAUAUAUUCAGCAGCUACCUUUGCUGCUUGUUAAUAGGAUGCGCUUCCUUCACUUUUGUCUGCUUUGGGAUGGUCCGGCUAGUUUGUCUGCUUAUUGAAAACCAUUCUUAUUUCAGACAUCGCUAGACUGUUACAAUGAUGAUAAUGCCCACCUUCUCCGGAAUAAAAUUCUUUAUGCUUGUC